AUGCUCGCCCAAAAGCCCGCAAAGCGUCACUACGCGAUGCUGCAUUCACACAGGCCGGAACAGUCCGGCAGCGAGUUGCCAAAUCUUGCAGAAAUAAAUAGCGUGGGAUCCGAGAGGCGAAAGUCAGUGGACACAGCUGAAACCAACGAACCGGUAUCCAUCACGAAUGCCACUCAGUCUCUUGCGGGAAAUCAUAACCCGCCAGCGCCCACAUCAAUUGAUGAAACCUCAAAUAAUCCAUGGUCAUGGCUCUAUACACCGGAGCUACCAGAAGGCGACCGUCUCUGCGCGUUGAUCGAGGAAUACUUCGCGCAUAUUCACCCUUUGAGAUGCUUUGGCUUCGUUCAUAAGCCAUCGUUUAUGCAGCGCCUAGAUGAAGACGUGGGUUCGUUUCGCGACGAAGAGUCCCUACUUCAUAUCAUCUGUGCUCUUGGCGCAAAAUUUCUAGCUCUGAAUUAUUCAGGGCAACUACCCCCCGAAUCGAUCCUGUCCGCUGGGAAUCAGUGGGCGAAAAUCGCCAAGGCACGAAUAUUUAUGGACUUGGAUGAUCUUUCGAUUGAGAAACUAAUGACUGCAAUUCUUCUCUACGAUCAUGACCUCCGGAUCGGAAGCUAUGCGAGUGCUUUCAUGCUGAGCGGGAUGACCGCGAGAAUGUCACAGGCAUUGCAACUGAAUCUAGAAAGCUCCGCCGAUGUACUUUGCUCAAAGCCAGACUCAUCUCCAAUUGUCAAUGAAGCCCGACGUCGUCUGAUGUGGAGCUGCUAUGUCAUGGAUAGCUGGGUCGGCAGUGGCGUUAACCAGCUCACUUUGCUAGAAGACCGGGAUGUUAAAAUUCAGCUUCCCUGCCACAGCCACAACUUCAUAUUAGGGAUCCCAUGCAUCACUGAAACCCUGGAUGAAAGUAAGAUUUUGAAUUUCGUGUCAAGAGAUAUGGUCCCCACAGAUCCCUCUCAAAAUAUGGGCAUCGAAUCCUAUUUCAUUCGGCUUGUCAGCAGUCGAAAGAAAGUCUUGCGAUAUGUCAAGCACCUCGAUACUUCAGCGCCACCGUGGGAACACAACUCGGAAUUUCUUCAGCUGUCGGCAGAAUUCGAUACAUGGCGCCGCUCCCUUCCACAAAGCCUGAUGUGGAGCCCAGGCGCUAUUUACGCCCGUAAGGAAUCAGCUCAGCUCGGGGCCUUGACAUUACUAUGGUGCACAUUCCAUCAAACACUGGUUGACCUGUAUCGCAUCGGCAUGCCCACUCUGUUUCGCAUACAGAAGGAUAUCCAGUUUCCGCCCGAUCAGCAAGAAUUCCUUGACCAUUGCCGAAGGGCAUGCUUUGACAAUGCUCGCGAGGUGUCCAGCAUUCUUUCAGAGGCACUGCGACAUGGCACCAAGGUGCUUGCUGAUACUUGGCUGUGUAUCAUUGCUCAUGAUAGCACCAAGGUCAUGCUUUAUUUUUUAAAGCUGAACGAGCAUUCUACGCGCGGCUUGAGUAAACGAGAGGUCGAAGGAACAAUAUCCUUGGCGCAAAGGAAUCUUGAAGGGCUCCUACAAAUGAGACCUAUGGUCGCAACUGCCGAACACUGUUAUUUCUCUGUAAUCAAAAUGAUGAUUGCCUCAGGAAUCCAACCACAGAUCCCGCACAAUACAACAGCAACCUCGCACCCGCACGAUGAAACGAACAUGAUUCCCCCAGCACCAGGAUCCCCUAUACAGGGAUCACCAGAAAACGUCCUGAACCCACUCGCCAUCUAUCGCAUGGCCCGAACAGCCCUUCACGAAAAGGACAACCAAUGCUCCGCAUCAAAUUCCCCAUCUACUCAAACAACCGCAUCACCAACGACGGCACGUUCACGCCUAGGUCGUGCCAGAAACCGAAACCCAUCAAACAUGGGGACACCUCAAGCACUACUUCAAAGUCCAGAUCCGACCUUCCACGGCAUUCAAGGCCCCGGAAACUUUCAAAAUAUGGGGCAGUUGUACAUUCCUCAAACAAGAGAGGACCCAUCGUUAGCGAUGGGUAAUAUGGGACCUAUGGCAGCACCUGGUUUUGGGGGUACAUGGGAUCUCGCAGACCUAGCUGUGUUUGAUAUCCUGGAUGGCGGAAUCGCCGCGUGGACAGCGGAAUACUUGACAGAUGGACAAACUGGCGUGGACCCAUUCCUGUUUCCCUUUUAA
Penicillium argentinense is the source of this 2160-nucleotide messenger RNA. Its product is annotated as fungal specific transcription factor domain-containing protein. The record is from RefSeq and is a predicted model, not a curated record. The transcript is spliced from 8 exons. Gene Ontology annotation, cellular component: nucleus. Gene Ontology annotation, molecular function: DNA binding; zinc ion binding. Gene Ontology annotation, biological process: DNA-templated transcription. The coding region runs from base 1 to 2160 and encodes 719 amino acids. Lineage: Eukaryota; Fungi; Ascomycota; Eurotiomycetes; Eurotiales; Aspergillaceae.